CGUCCGGGUUGCAGUAAAGGCGGAACCUUUCUAUGGGCGGAACCUUUUGUUGACGGAACGGGCACGGCUCUGUUUCUGGAGGGGACUUAAACAAAAAUAAACUUUAGUUUUUACAGCCAGUUCUGUAAUAAUUUAAAAGACCUUACAACAUGUCGGUAGAUUCAGCUCGCGAGACUCUUUAUCACCGCGGAGAGGCAGACAUGGUCGCCACGAUCCAGAACACCGACGUGAAGCAGGAAGAUGCACACGGUGCAGUGGUUGUCGCGGUAACGUCUCGUGCACUGUUCGGAGGUGAUGACGAUGACGACGUGUCCGGAGUGGGCGUGGCUUUCCCACUGCUGCAGGCGCUGCAGAGAGUGAACCAACGUCUGCUGGAGAAAGAUCCUGCUGAGUCGCUGCUGUUUGAUGUCGUCCUGAUCACCACCGACAGCCAGCAACAGCAGCAGAGCUCCCGCAUCGUCAGCAGCACCAGACAUCACGGUCUUGAAGUCAGCCGGUUCUGCUUUUCCAGCCAGGAGGAUUUCAUCGAGAGUUUAUUGACAAACAACGUGCAGCUCUUCCUGUCGACGGACAGAAACGAGGCGCUGCAGGCGUCACAGCAAGGUGUUCUCUCGGCGCUGCUGGACCGGCAGGGAGCUCCGUCCGAGCAGCUCAGGGUAAUGCUGUGCGGGGACGCCGUCGUCCGGCCCGACGCUGGCCCGGCGCCGGUGAGCCGACCGGCCGCCGAGAGUUUCUCCUCUCGGCUCGGCGAGAUGCGGCGGCGGUUCGGCGCGUUGGACAGCCCCCUCAGCAUCGUGCUGGUGACGUCCAGCGGCGACAGGGAGAGCUGCGGCGUCGCCCUGCGGACGCUGAGAUCCCGCGGCCUGGGCGUGGACGAGGCGUACUGUCUGGCCGGGGCCCCGCGGAGCCCCAUCCUGUCCCUGCUGCGACCUCACUUCCUGCUCGGCGACGGCGUCAUCGGCCUGGAGGACUGAUGACAUCAUGAAGAGGGGGGGGGGGGUUAUACACUGUCACAUGACCUCGCAUUGUGUCCUUGAAACAAGUUGCAGAAUCCUCAGACUGAACUCCCAAGUUAAACAAACGGGUUUCAGCUCAUCGAGCCUUAAACAGCCAAUCGGUGACACCUGGUGUGAAGCUAAGCCCCGCCCACCACCACAAAUUCCAACCACAGGAUUGGACACUGUCACGCAGCUGUAAACUGGUUCUACAUCUUUAUUGACAAAGGCUUAUAUAUUUUUUUAUUUGAGCUCUCUUAAUUGGACGAUAUAAAUAAACCUGAAUGAAUCACAAACUGUAUUACACUGUAAUUACCUGUGUUAUUACUUUAAGUUUUAGCUCAGCUCAGCAUGUCGAUCUCGAACUCUGUAAGUUGUGAGAGUCCUGAUUUUAAAGAUAUUUUGUUGUAUUAAUGUACAUUAAACAUUAAAAAAUAAAAUCUCGGAACUGGA
Molecule: messenger RNA, 1448 nt
Organism: Cyclopterus lumpus (lumpfish)
Lineage: Eukaryota; Metazoa; Chordata; Actinopteri; Perciformes; Cyclopteridae
Product: cytosolic 5'-nucleotidase 1A
Exons: 6
Coding region: 150-974 (274 amino acids)
Biological process (GO): nucleotide metabolic process; adenosine metabolic process
Cellular component (GO): cytoplasm; cytosol
Molecular function (GO): nucleotide binding; 5'-nucleotidase activity; magnesium ion binding
Source: RefSeq, a predicted model, not a curated record